Messenger RNA from Parasteatoda tepidariorum (common house spider), 477 nucleotides. The record is from RefSeq and is a predicted model, not a curated record. Lineage: Eukaryota; Metazoa; Arthropoda; Arachnida; Araneae; Theridiidae.
ACAAACAUGUAUGAUUCUUUAAAGCAAAGAUCAAUUGAAAUAUUCAGUAUUUCUGAAGAACGUCGUUUAAAAAAACUCUUGCAAGAAAUCGCAUUAGGUGAUAGACGACCGUCUGCAUUGCUGCGACAAAUGCAAGAUUUGGCUGGUGAUCGUGAUGGUGAUGCAUUGCUAAAAUCAUUAUGGCUUCAAAGACUUCCCACACAAAUGCAAGCUAUUUUAAGUACUUCAUCAGAUACUCUUAAUAAAUUAAGCUAUAAUGGAAAACUAGACGGCCAUGCGUUACUGGCGGCGAACGUCAACGGCCAUGCAAAUUGUCGCCUUGUAGUUAUUGAUAGGACUUUAGGGCUUAAAUUAUUAGUAGACACUGGCGCCGAUAUUUCUGUUUUGCCACCUUCUCGGAAUGAACGCAAUAAGACUCCGUCCAUCUUAAAACUCUUUGCUGCUAAUGGUUCUCAAAUUCCGGUUAAAUGGAAUUAA